AUGGUAGCAUGUGACAAUCCUAGCUCGACGCUGCAGAGUAAACAGAGCCCGGUUAGCUCGACGCUGCAGAGUAAACAGAGCCCGGCUAGCUCGACGCUGCAGAGUAAACAAAGCCCGGCUAGCUCGACGCUGCAGAGUAAACAGAGCCCGGCUAGCUCGACGCUGCAGAGUAAACAAAGCCCGGCUAGCUCGACGCUGCAGAGUAAACAGAGCCCGGCUAGCUCGACGCUGCAGAGUAAACAGAGCCCGGCUAGCUCGACGCUGCAGAGUAAACAGAGCCCGGCUAGCUCGACGCUGCAGAGUAAACAGAGCCCGGCUAGCUCGACGCUGCAGAGUAAACAGAGCCCGGUUAGCUCGACGCUGCAGAGUAAACAGAGCCCGGCUAGCUCGACGCUGCAGAGUAAACAGAGCCCGGCUGGCUCGACGCUGCAGAGUAAACAGAGCCCGGCUGGCUCGACGCUGCAGAGUAAACAGAGCCCGGCUGGCUCGACGCUGCAGAGUAAACAGAGCCCGGCUAGCUCGACGCUGCAGAGUAAACAGAGCCCGGCUAGCUCGACGCUGCAGAGUAAACAGAGCCCGGCUGGCUCGACGCUGCAGAGUAAACAGAGCCCGGCUGGCUCGACGCUGCAGAGUAAACAGAGCCCGGCUAGCUCGACGCUGCAGAGUAAACAGAGCCCGGCUAGCUCGACGCUGCAGAGUAAACAGAGCCCGGCUAGCUCGACGCUGCAGAGUAAACAGAGCCCGGCUGGCUCGACGCUGCAGAGUAAACAGAGCCCGGCUGGCUCGACGCUGCAGAGUAAACAGAGCCCGGCUGGCUCGACGCUGCAGAGUAAACAGAGCCCGGCUAGCUCGACGCUGCAGAGUAAACAGAGCCCGGCUAGCUCGACGCUGCAGAGUAAACAGAGCCCGGCUAGCUCGACGCUGCAGAGUAAACAGAGCCCGGUUAGCUCGACGCUGCAGAGUAAACAGAGCCCGGCUAGCUCGACGCUGCAGAGUAAACAGAGCCCGGCUAGCUCGACGCUGCAGAGUAAACAAAGCCCGGCUAGCUCGACGCUGCAGAGUAAACAAAGCCCGGCUAGCUCGACGCUGCAGAGUAAACAAAGCCCGGCUAGCUCGACGCUGCAGAGUAAACAGAGCCCGGCUAGCUCGACGCUGCAGAGUAAACAAAGCCCGGUUAGCUCGACGCUGCAGAGUAAACAAAGCCCGGCUAGCUCGACGCUGCAGAGUAAACAGAGCCCGGCUAGCUCGACGCUGCAGAGUAAACAGAGCCCGGUUAGCUCGACGCUGCAGAGUAAACAGAGCCCGGCUAGCUCGACGCUGCAGAGUAAACAGAGCCCGGCUAGCUCGACGCUGCAGAGUAAACAGAGCCCGGCUAGCUCGACGCUGCAGAGUAAACAGAGCCCGGUUAGCUCGACGCUGCAGAGUAAACAGAGCCCGGCUGGCUCGACGCUGCAGAGUAAACAGAGCCCGGCUAGCUCGACGCUGCAGAGUAAACAGAGCCCGGCUAGCUCGACGCUGCAGAGUAAACAGAGCCCGGUUAGCUCGACGCUGCAGAGUAAACAGAGCCCGGCUAGCUCUAUUAAAAGCAUUUAA
This is a messenger RNA of Biomphalaria glabrata, 1593 nucleotides long. RefSeq lists its product as uncharacterized. The record is from RefSeq and is a predicted model, not a curated record. The coding region runs from base 1 to 1593 and encodes 530 amino acids. Lineage: Eukaryota; Metazoa; Mollusca; Gastropoda; Planorbidae. The transcript is spliced from 2 exons.